AAGGCUAUAAUAGAAAAUACUUGCCCAAGUUGUCAUCUAGUGGGACUGAACCUGGAACCAUGUGGUUGGAAAGCAAGCUUCUUAACACACAGCCACUCCUAUGAAUUUCAUAAACUUUUGAGAGAACGUGUGUGUGUGUGUUUGUAUGUACCUUUGUCUCGACAACAUGUGAUGCAUGUAAAUGAGCCCCACCGUCAUACAAGCAAUGUUCAUUGUUUCCAAUCUUCAAUGGAAAACACGUUUAUGGGUGCUGCUCUACCACGUCCACUUAAAGAGUUGUGGGAAUUUUUUCCUCCCUUAAAGGAAGCUUCAAUGAAACUCCGAGAUAUUCCAGUGAAAUUGUUAGACCCAAAAGGUUUGUUGUAUGUUGGACAGAAAGAAUAUGCUGGGACAUCUCCUAUUGACAAUUCCAUAUCAUACCUAGGAACAGAUAGUGCUACAACAUGUCACAUUGCAGUUCUAAGGGAGACAGGCUCUGGAGCCACCUGUAUUGGUCAUUUUGAUGGGUCAGCUACUUACAAAGGAGUUCAUGGAAUGUUAAAAAAUAUAAUGGAUAUUGCUGGAUCUGUGACUGGCAGGUUUGAACUCACAUUAGCUGGCGGUUUUAAUGAUGAAAGAAGAAUAUCCUCUCAGAUUUCUGAUGAAUUGUUAUAUGAGUUCAACAGCCAUCCCCAAGAUGUCCAUCUCAUGUGUGCAACAAUCUCAGACAUGAACACUGUUAUGAAAGAAGGUACACCUUUCCCUGUAAUCUAUGGUCUUGGGGUGGAUAUGAAACAUAGAGAAAUAUUUCCUGCCACAUUUGUAGAUCGAGGACCUGAUUAUCCAUUAAGAAAUGCUAUGAGAAUGUUUGAUUGGCAGGAUUCUUUUCCUUGUAUCUAUAACUUCCAUCUCCGAAGAAUAGUUAUACAGCCUUUCAACUACUGCGUAGAUGAUGUAAGCUGUGUUGAUAAAUUUAUAAACCUUACUGAUAAAGAAAUUCUUAUGUUUCUUUUAUUACAGAAAGUAAUAGAAAAUAUUUAGAAGAAACAGAAUGAUAGUUGUGUGUACCCACCACUUAGUCCCAAAUUUUCCUGAGCUUUGCAACCCCAGGUUGGGAAACUGAUCCAAUCAACUGGACUUACUAUGUAAGUAAUUAAGGUUAUGAGCUGGCAGAAGUGUUACCACACUGGACAAAAUGCUUAGUAGCAUUUCAUCUGUCUUUAGGUUCUGUGUUCAAAUUCCACCAAGAUCGACUUUACUUUCCAUCCUUUUGGGGUCGAUAUAAUAAAUACUAGUUGAGCACUGGGCUUCAUGUAAUCAACUUACUCCUCCUGAAUUUUUUUUGCAGAGUGGAUUCCACUAAAGGCACCAAGGUUCCGGGUGGUAAUGUUAAACUGAGAAGUGGAUUAAAUUUAUCAUCUAUGCAAGCCACAUUCUCAAAGUGAUCUGACCCAGAUGUAACUUUCAUCAUCAUCAUGAUCAGGGCUGCGUUUUCAGUGUCAUUUUUGUGAGAAAACAUGCAGCUCUGGAGCUGGGCUUAAGAGCCACUUAUUUGUCAUUGGCCAGGUGCUUAUCGAUGACUUUUGAAGGGAUGGCAAUAAGCUGAAAAGAAGAAAGGCAACAAACUGGCAGAAUUGUUACCACUCUGAGCAAAAGACUUAGUGAUAUUUUGUCUGUCUUAAUGUUUUGAGUUCAAAUUCUGCAAAGAUCAACUUUGCCUUUCAUCUUUUUGGGGUCAAUAAAAUAAGUACCAGUUAAGUACUAGGGUGGAUGUAAUGAUCCCUUCCAUGAAUUUGCUGGCCUUGUGCCAAAAUUUAAAAGCAAAAUGAUGUAAGCGACUGAAUAUUUGAGAUUGGAAUGUGUAUGCUUAACAUAAUCCUCAAUCAGAAUCAGUGUAAUAACUGUGUGUGACAGGGAAUAUGUCUUUAAAUUUGUUCAAUCCAGUUCUUAUUCAAAGCUACUGUUCUAGAUUGGUUGGGGACCAUGUCUGAAUCAUCUUUCCAUUUUUGGCAUGGUUUCUCCUGCUGGCUACCCUCCCUAUCAUCAGUCACUCUACAGAGUGUACAGGGCACACUUUAUCAUGGCACUAGCACUAGAGAGGUUUCAUGCUCUCAGCAAAACUCAGAAGUCCUCACUACUAUACAAUGUAUUUGUUUAUUCCACACAAAUGUGAUGAGUAUGAAUAGAAGAGAAAGGGUGUGAUAGAGAAAGGAAACAGAGUGAUGGGAGUGAGAAAGUGGUAGGAGAAGGAGUAAUGGAAGAAGGCCAGUGAUGAUGAGUUACAUGUUAGGUGAGGAACAGGAUGAGUAAUAUAGAUAAGGAAGAGAGAUUUGUAUCAAGAAAGACAAUGAUGGUUGUUAUUGAAGAGUGAUAUGGAGGUGGGGUGAAAAACAAUGGAUUGUGGUAAAGGAAGUUGAUGGUUGUGGUUAUUGAAUAUGGAUGUCAUGAUGGAAGGAAGGUAGAGUGAUGAACGCUGAUGGUAGAAGAGAGGUGGAGUGACAAACAAUGAUGGCGGUGAUGGCAGAAGGGUGAAUAUGGACAAGUCCAGUGCCAUUAUUACAUAAAUGUCAUUGGUAGUGAAUAGAAGAAAUGGUGAUUGGCAAAUGAGAGAAAUACAAAGAAAGUUGUAGAUGGAGACACAACAAGAAUAUAUUAGAAUAUUGAACACAUAAUAUGUCCUGACAGCAGUUAAGGAGAUAAUCAUUUCUAGAUUAGAAUAUUGAUUAUAAUCAAUGACCAUUAAACUCAAAAUGGAUCUGGCAUGGCUCAGUGGUGAUGAAAUUCACUUUGCAGCUACAUAGUUUUGAGUUCAAUCCUACUGUAAAGUAUCUUCUACCAAAGUUUCUGGUUGACCAUUGUUUUGUGAGUGAAAUCUAUAAGAUUAAAAGUUAUUCUCUCGAGACAAACCCUUAAGUAGGGUCUUAGAAACGCUUAAAAGAUGUCUUUCUCCUUCUCUCCCAUCAAUCUUAGAGACCAUUUAAACCAGCCAUAUUUGGCCCAAAUAUUCUACCUAUUUUAUGCUCUGAUUAACCAUAUCUGGCCUCUCACAUCUAAUCUACAUUGUCAUCCUAAAAAUAAACUAUCACAUUAUCUAAAUCUCAAAGCAUAACAAUGUGGAUAAAAAGGCAUUUUGUUAGACAAAAGGUUAAAGUGUUAAAAGGUUAAAGUGACUUCUUUUUCCUUUAAGUUAUUAAAAAUUAAUACAAUUUUUACAAUUUUAUCAAGUUUAUUAUUUUAUUCUGUCAUGCAUAAUUUUUUGCUUCUCUUCCCAAUGAAAGUCGUCUUUAUUAAAUGUUUAAAUCCAAUGGUAUGUGAACCAGUCCCCACUCUGUUUCUUUGCCAAUCUACUAAACAUUACUUCUCUUUCUCUUGCCAACAAAAGGUUAUGUUUAAAACAUCAGACUUUCCUUCUUCCUCAGAGCAAAAUAACUUACUUCACUGUGUUAAUUAGCUGGUACUUACUAACUGCUGACACAAAUAAUCACGAGUUUUAUAGGAAUUUUACUGUUUCGCUCUCAUAUUUAAAAAAGUUGGAAAUUUUAGUGUUUUCUUCUUAAAUGUAUUUACCAUUGCAACAUUAAAUGGGGAAAUCCUUCAAAAUAAUCAAUUCCCUC
This is a messenger RNA of Octopus bimaculoides (California two-spot octopus), 3593 nucleotides long. RefSeq names its product protein N-terminal asparagine amidohydrolase. NCBI's taxonomy places the organism in Eukaryota, Metazoa, Mollusca, Cephalopoda, Octopoda, Octopodidae. Gene Ontology annotation, cellular component: nucleus. Gene Ontology annotation, molecular function: protein-N-terminal asparagine amidohydrolase activity. Gene Ontology annotation, biological process: ubiquitin-dependent protein catabolic process. The record is from RefSeq and is a predicted model, not a curated record.